AUGGGGCUGGCGGACAAGCUCCCCACCGUGCAGCUGCCCGACCACCCUUCCCCGCGCCACCCGCCGCCAUCUGACCAUUCACCUGCCGCUUCCCCCUCCGCCAACCCGUCCCCCUCUUCCCUCCGCCCGGGCCUUGCGACCGGCCGUGGGGUGGGCAUCGUUCCGCUGCCCAAGUUCCCCUCGCGGCUGGACCGCACUCCCGGAGACGCGUCGGGCGCAAGCCGCCACAUCAACCGAACGCACUCCGCGCCGCCACAGGAGUUAUCGGACGUGUGCGUCGAGCGGCCCCUCGAGCCCCCCGCCGUGCCGUCCGUGCGCUCCCCCUCCUCCUCCUCCGUUCUCAAGCCGCCCGCGGGGGCGGCAUUUCGCGCGCGCAAGGACGGGGGGUCGGCGCGGCCCCAGCGGACGAGCUCGGGCGGCAACGCGGUGAUGCGCAUGGCGAAGAUUGUGAGCGCGCCGCAUGCGGGGAACGGGGGAAAGGAGAAAGGGAGGGCGGGAUGGGUGACUGUAGCGAAGGGAUGGGGACGAGAAUGGGGCAGCGGAAAUUGGCCAGCACGGGGGCGUGUGCUGAACGCCACGUGCAUGUGCAGCAGCGCGUUGUGCCUGCUCUCUGCCACCGCCCCAACCCAUCAACACCUUCCUCGUCUCCCCUCCCCCGCGCCUCUCUUCCUCGUCACACUCCCUCCCAAUCGUUCCGCUUCCCCUUGUGCGUCCUGUGUCGUGUGCUGUCCGUCUUCCCCCCAUCUCUCGCUGCACGCCCUCCUCACCCUCCUUGGCGCCCCCUCUCGCCCCUCCCGCGCGCCCCACCCCACCAGGCGGAGGACUACGACUCCACCAAGGCCUCUGCGCACCCGCCCGCCCCCCCUUCCCCCUCCGCCCUCGAUUCCCCCUCCGCCCACUCAACUGGCCGCGCCG
Closterium sp. Naga37s-1 is the source of this 915-nucleotide messenger RNA. The record is from the annotation of a GenBank genome assembly. NCBI's taxonomy places the organism in Eukaryota, Viridiplantae, Streptophyta, Zygnematophyceae, Desmidiales, Closteriaceae.